Tremella mesenterica DSM 1558 is the source of this 1101-nucleotide messenger RNA. RefSeq lists its product as uncharacterized. The record is from RefSeq and is a predicted model, not a curated record. NCBI's taxonomy places the organism in Eukaryota, Fungi, Basidiomycota, Tremellomycetes, Tremellales, Tremellaceae. Bases 540 to 1046 code for a protein of 168 amino acids. The transcript is spliced from 3 exons.
GGAGGGAUGCACAGUACCGCCCAUGCCCAGACACCGAUCGUCCCCUCCACGAUCUGACAUUCUCGAGACUCCUUCCGCCAAGGGCUUCCAAAGCGACCGUUCCGGAGGAUGUUCCUCCUGCCUCUCUGGACCAAGAUAAGAUUUCGUUGUCUCAGCUGGGUCCACCUUCACUAUUCGUCCACUUAUCUCCCCAGUAUACCUUUCAGCGCGUGAAGGAAGAGGAUUAUUCUCAUUCUCUCAUUCGAGCUCGCCGAUGGACCUCCCUUCUACACGGUCCUGUCGCUCUCUCCAACUUGCAAGGUACUCGGCUUCCUGUUCUUACUCCCGUGUCGAUCGGCACCCUUCCCAAAGCAUCAGCCAGCAAGACAGCCUCCCACUCUCGGAGAAUCGCCUUGACCGAAGAGAUCCCAACUUCCACCUUCAUUCCACAGGUAGUCGUUGUUGACGAACUGCUUUCCUGGGGAGCGGUCUGGGACGUUUACCGUCUUACCUCGCCUCCUGACUUGAAACCGUUUGCGUUCCCCUUGAUUGGGAAGAUUAUGUGUAUCGAGUGCUUUGAGGCUGAAUUGGAUCCCGACAAAUUAUACGACAUGUGGACGCGGGGUGGAACAACUCAAGUUCAAGUCCAAGAACAAGUGAAGCGGGAGCUGGAAGUUUUGACCGCUUUGAGUGAACUGGAGCCUCCUAUCAUACCUCAAGUACUUGGUUUGUGGGGAGGGCUGCAAAGAGGGUAUCAGGUAUGGAUGAUGGUAAUGGAGGAUGCCGGGGACGGGUUGUAUGGGGAUUUGGGCGAGGAAGAUAUAAAUGCUGUCAUGAGUCUAUAUGAGCGACUACAUGCUGCAGGCUUUCUACAUGGCGACGGACAGCGACGUCAUAUGUGCCGAAUGUCGGCAAAAUCCUCGGAUCCCUCGGCCAUACGACUCAUUGAUUUCGACCGGGCGGUCACACGUGCGCAAUUAUCAGAGGAGGAAUGGCUGGAGCAGUCAAAGAAUGAAUGUCAAUCGGUGCUGAACGGUCUUCGAUAUAGUAAUGAAGUCGGCGAGUAACAUAGCUUCAUACUCCGUUUUUCGUCUACAAUGUCUACAGAUACGUAUAUCCAUU